UCCCGCAGGCGCUGGGAGCGGGGCGCGGGGGCGGGAGGUGGUUUCCGAAGGGACCGCUUCUGCCUCGGUGCGGAGCCCCGGCGCCCCGCGUUGUGGGGCCGGGGCCGGUGGGCGGCCCCGCGGCGUGACGGGGUGCCGCUGACCGGCCGGGGCGGCGGCCCCUCCGCGGGCCGCUGGCCGGGGUGCUGAAUGCCGCCAGCCAUCUUGGUCCCGGCCGGCGGCCGCUGCCCGCCCGCCCGCCCGCCCUCCCGGGGCGGGUCAGGUGUCACGGGCACGGCUGCGGGUCGUGCUUCCCUCUUUUAUUCGCCUCGUGUAUUUUUUUUGCGUCGUUCUCCAGGGGUCACGGUAGGGAAAUGCUUUCAGCGAAAGCCUGUAUGUCGUAGGCUGUGUCGCUUCGGUGUUGAGCGCUGGAAGUAACAUCAGGGACAGGAACACUCCGGCGCUUCUUUCUUUAGAAAAGGAGCCUUCCCGGCGACAAAGAUUUUUUGUAGCCAACUUGCGAAGCACAAUGUUACCUGUAUGAAAUGGAAGUGCCGCUGAAACCAGCAACUAGGCAGGAACUUGCUCGCUGCUAUUUUUAACCACAGGUUCAGUUUAUGAAAGGACGGUCUGAAAGCUAAUAUCAAAACAGCAUGUCAUCAGCGAGAACGAAAUAACCACUGAUAGUAUGGGGAAGGUUCAAGAAGAAACAGGUAUCCAUUAGCAGCAGUACAAACACAGGCAUGAGCUUUUUUUCUUUCUUCCUUUCUUUAAGAAAAAACAGUUAAAUUUCUAAAGGUGUGCAAUCCAGAAGAUUUUUUUUCUAAACUCACUUUAAUGUGCUUCAGCAUCUCUAGUACAUUAACCGAAAAAAAAGAAAAAAAAAAAAAGAGGCUUUUUUUCACCACAGAGACAAGUGUUCAUUUUCUGUAAUUGCACACUGAGUGUUUCAAAUGCAGUUGCAUAAUAAAAAGCAAAUAUGCUACUCUGGUUUGAUGCGUAGAGGCUAAAAAAAGACAAAAACAACCUGAUGUGUUUCAUAUGGGAGGAUAACAAUUUUAAAAAUAUAUAGACUUUUUAACAUUCUGCUUCUAAAAAUAGCAUGAAUUGAUAUGCAGGGUCUUCAAAUUAAAGGUCAGAGGUGACAAACCGGGACAAAGGUCAUGCAGCUCAUUUUCAAGCAAUCAGUUUCUAGUUUUUUCAUGGUUGAACAAAAGCUUAAUUAUACAGAAAAGCGAGGACUGUAAUAUUUAACUAGUCAAUUUUAACAGAGAAACAGAGGUAGUUUCACACAAUUCCCUCUGUUCUUGAAUGUGGCUGUAAUAUGGAAUUAUUUGUGCUACUGUUACUGAUACAAAAAUGGGUCUGUCUAAAUUUAAACAUUUAAAUUCACUUCUUAAUUUAACAUUUAAUCUAAAAUCUGUAUUUAGUAUUUGUGCUUGAGAACUAAGAGAAGAGAGUGUAGCAAUUUUCUGCUUUUUCAGUGAUCUCAGCAAAAAAAAAGAGGUCUAUCCUGAUGAUACAUACUACGAUUUCAAUGAAGUUAAAUCACAGGUCCAUGCAUUUUGGCAUUCGUGCACAUACUUCUUAUUUCUAGCAAAGCACUUUCCUUCCCAAAUAUCCUACUUCCAGACUGCAGCAUUCUCUAUGUCACUGUGCAGUAAUUACACAGACCUAAAACCUGACCGUUUAACUGGUACGUGUAUGUGAUUAUCAUUUUAUUAUAUGCAGUGUAGUAUUCUUUCACUAAUUAAGAUUCAGGGUUCUUAACAAUUUGAAGAGAUUGUUUCAAUGUUUAUAUUAAUAAUACCACAUUUACACUAAACCAUCUUUUCAUAAAUAUUCUAUAGAUACUUAAAAAAUACUCUAUAGGAAACAUCUGAUACAUAUUUAGACCACAUGCGGUAUUGCAACACCUAAGGAUAAUGCCCACAAAUUAUACUGUUAAAAUUUGUACGCUCACUAGUAUUUCUGUAUCGCAUAGUAGGUUUUCGCUUUUCUUUCAGACACUGUGUCUCCUGUACCUACUUCAAAUACUGAUGUGUGUACUGGUUUUAAAGAUUUUCAUCUUUGACUUUAGAGAUUGUGAAUUUUUAGUUACAUAUCACUGAUGUUCCUGUGUACUUUUUUGUGGUUUGAAUUAAUGACCUAUCUGCACUAAAGUUUAUAAAAAAUGACCAUUGCAUUACUUUAUUUGUUCAGUUGUUUUAAACAGUGACUUGGUCAGAAAGUAUGAUGUACAAGACUGCUGUCCACUUCAGUUAAAAUGAGAAAAGUGUCAUACACCCUGUAUUAUCCAUACUUCUAGGGAAGUAAAUAUUGGUGUUUAAAAUACAGACACUAAUCUGUUGUUUUAGUUUUAUAACCUUUGGUUUGAUUGUUUUAAUCCACAAUAUCCAUAGCAGUAUUUGGUGAGUGUGUUAUGAAAUACAAAUGAUAAAAAAUUUUCCAUCUUUAUUAACACUCUUGAGUGAUAAUUCAGUGAUCUAGGGGGAAAAAAAAAAACCAAGAAAGAAGAUUCUGUGUUUUGUAGGUAAAUAGGACAUACAAAUAAAACAAAAAUUCUGUGCAAAGGAAAGGAUAUGUGAAAGAUGCAUACAUUCCAUGAAAACAAGUCUUAGAUUAAUGUAAAACAUCUCAGAAAGGAGGUCUGAAAAAAGCGUACUAAAGUUGGCUUAAAACCAAAUAAAAAUCUAUAGAAUGUAUUUUUAAAAAUAAAACUUGUUGUAGUGCCAUCACUUUUGAGGGGAUGAUGUUAAAGUCUUAAUUGGUUAGAGUAUUUUUAUAACCUAAAUGAAAGUUGUAAGUCAUACCAUUUGUUUAUAGAACAGAUUUAAUCUUGGUUUAAUAAUGGUUUUACAUUGAGGAAAAAGCAUGUACAAUUCUGGAUUAAAAAAAUGUAAUGUCUCUACACUGAAUGUGAACAAUACACAUUCAAUUUAGUGUAAUCAGGGAGAAUGGAAAAAAUUUUUCUUUAAACUAAAACCUUAAAUAUUGAAUUCACUUUCUUGCCAUAAUGCCUCUUUCUUAAUUUGGCCUUUAACAUGUAUCUUUUCAGCACUUCGUUUGGUGUUGUUUUGUUUGCAAAUAGUUUUCGAGUGGGAAAAUAAAAUCUUACUCUCUCUAUAUAUAUAUAGUUUCUCAUAGAAAUAAGUACAAAAUAAAUUGUUGAUCAAGCUCUGAAAAAUAUGUUGGUCUAUCUAUGAUUUGAGAAUUGUGGCUUUUAAAGGUUUUUUCUUUACCAAGUACUGAUACUAAUUAAUUUAAAAAAUACAAAGAAAAAUCCGUCUGAAAACAAAUGUAAUAAGAUCACAAGGUAGUUUUCUUAUUGUUUCAUUUGUUGUAUAGCAAAUCAAUGUGUGGCAAUUUCAAUAUGCGCAUGCUAACAUUAAACUGGGAACAAAAUAGUUUAAAUAUGAAGGAAGUAGAAAAACAGUAGUAGUAGAGGGUGAUGUGUUUUAUUUUUAGAUUGUGUAUUUUAAAAAGUUCAUCUCUGAAUCUUGCAAAAUACUGUUUGAAACAUACUUAUUUUACAUUGCUUUCUAUUAAAUAAUUAUCGUAGUUACUUAAUAUGUGUACAUUCAAAUGCAGACUAAAUGAAAUUGCAGAUUAUACUAAAUCAAAUACACUAAAUAUGAGACUUGUAUAUACCUAAUUUAAAUCCUUAAAACAAAAAUAAUCUUGGUCAGCAUGUUCCUUUAGUAUGAAUUAUUGAAGUUUUAAGCUAAAUAAAUCCUAAAUAGUUUUUGAUGCCAAAAUAAUUGUUGAUAUUAAUAUAAUAAUAGUAUUUCAUUUUGAAGAGAAACUUUGAUCCUAUCUAAAUAGUUGGCAGGCUUUCAUUGCUCCAGUUCUGAUACAGUGGGCUUUAUUACUCCUUUUGAUCGCCCAAAAGAAUCAGAUUUGUAACAACGGUGGAAGUACAUUUUAUUUUUCUCUGUUCCUGUUCUUACUGUAGUCAAAUGACUUUCUUACAAGUAGUUAAAAGGUGCAUAACUGGAUGUUUGAUCUUUAAAAAUAUGUACUUCAUUUCUUAAAAACUAAUGUAUGCUUAGCCUUUUUUUAAUAUCUGAGAAAAGCACAGCUGGACUAUUGCCAAGCUAUUUUAUUUACUUCAGACUGUAAUUACCCUCCUUCAGAUCAGUGACAAAAUUGGGUGAAAUUAGUAAAGAAAGACAAAAUUUAAAUUUGCUAGUUGUUCAAUUGAAUUUCUUGAAUCAGCCUUUUUAAAAUGUUUCAGCAUCUCACAUGCACUUCCUUUUAUCUUCACUUGCUAGAAAAAUAUUGUAAUGGUGUAAGAAGAAAAGUAUGGAACAAAAACAAAGAAAAUUAUGGCUAGACUAAGUAUAAAAUUGUGAGAGCUUUCAGCUUUUUUUUUCUCCUGUAAUGACAUAAGGAUGUUGACACCUGAGUGUACAUUUUCAGGAAAUUCUAAUUUUUCUUAUUUAUACAUUUCAAACUAACUAUAUUUUACUGAAUGAAACAAAAAGAGAGUUAAAACAAUGAAAACAUCUCAGGAGGAAAUCCAUUAUUUAGAAUUGUACAUUAAGGAAUCCAUGUACAUACUCUUAGAACGAGUUAAUUCAGAGUGUAAGACAACACUCAUUUGUGAUGUUUGAAAUCAAAAUACUCUGUGCAUAGUGCUUCUACCAGCAGUCAAGAACUGCAAAUGAGAAUAAAGUGUUAGUUAAUUUUUACUGACUAGUUCAAAAGAUAGACAGCAAAGUUUGUUAAUUAAAAAAUGCAUUUUCUAAGUUAAUGUAUCUGACCUCUGGGUGUGUGUAUAUGUAUUUAAAAAGCUGAUGGUUUAUGCUCCUUCUGUGCUUGGGUUCUGUACAUAAGAGUUUUAAAAUUUUGUAUAUACUUUGCAGCAUUCAUCCAUUUAAGUCUUCGCUUCUGAUGAGUUAACUAAAAGAGCUCCUUUAACAUCAGAAUGUUUUCUCCUGUUCCUUUGCAUCACUUUCAUACUUGUUUGUUACAAAAUAAAGUAUUGAUGGGUUUUGUUUUCAAGUUCUUCUGCACUCCGAUUUUACUUACAGUAUCCAGCAUUCUUUCAAAAAAAUACUGCUGGCUUUGCUCUGUGGAAGAAAUCAGUCCCCUGGCUGCCACUGAGUGUGAAAGAAACAGGUUUAACAUCUGAAUUUUUCUUUUCAACUUAUUUUUGGAAAGCAUGUAACUUAUGUAAAUGUAGUAACUAUGUCUGCUUUACUUUAAUCGGAGCAACUUAUGUUUCUGAAUCUUUUGGCAGGAAACUUGCUUAAGCUAAUGAAUUCAAAACAAUACUUAUCAAAGCCAAUUAUUUUCUUUUUAAAUAGGUAAAAACUUACUAGUAUUUUCCACUGACCAAUAAGUUGUCAAAAAAUAAACUAUAUAAGCUCUUAAGUAAGUUGAAUUACAGAAUGGGCUACCUGUAAGGAAAGGUGGACCACCUUUGUUGGAUGUCUGUCAGUGUGUCUUUAACUGGUACUACUCUUUUAAUGGUAUUUCCUAUCCUGCAAUAAUUCCAUAUGGUGUUCUGUUGCAUUAUUUUUUGUGCCUACUGUUACAGUAUCCUUCCACACGCUGUGAAUGCAUAGUUAAAAGGACUGCUUUCAAAGCAAGUAACUUUCUCUCUAAAACCAUCUUGCAGCCUAGUACAUAAUUCCUAAACAGCAUUUGUUUGGUUAUUUGCAGUUACGGAGUUCAUGUAAAUGCCAAGAUAGUUUCAGAACUAAAAUGCCAAAGUAUUUUUCUGUUUUGUACAGCAUAAGGAGGCAUAGGAGAGUUCACCAUGAGCCAUUUCAGAGCCCAAACCUGCUUCCAUUUAAGUCAGGGACUGAUUUCUUAUGGCUUUCAGUAGGAUGCAGUAAAAUACAUGCCAAACAGUUUCUCAUUUAAACUAUCUGGUUUAAAUGAGUUCAUAGAAUUGGAAUGCCCAGGUUUUUGUACACUAACGUCCCUUGUGCCAAGUUUUGUGUGUCAUAUUGGGAAGCUUUUUAUAAUAACUAUUAAAAAAUUACAUCUCCUUUUUUCUACUUAAUAAUCUGACAUUAUGUGACACUCCAUGUGAUGCUUACAAAUGUGUUAUGAAAUGGUGAUACUGGAAACAAGAAUAACUUGAGCUUGUGCUGUUUUCUGGUACAAUUUUUAAGAACUGUACUUUUCUCCUUUGAGUCCCAACACCACUCCCCCAAAUAUUUGUUUUUAAUCCCUUCCUAAACUGAAGCAGAGUACAUGCCAAAGCCAAGAACGGAUCCUUUACUCUAUGCUUGCAUAUUUCAUUAUGUUGCAUAAAUAAUGCAAGUAAAUCCGAAAGACACAAAAGCCACAUAGCCACAGGUUGGCAGAACAAAGAACCAGACACAAGAGAUUGGGCUUCAGUGCUUGAAGGUGUAAAAGCAGAGCUAGGCAAAAGUCCACACAAUUCCAGCAGAAAAAUUAGUUACUACAAAAGAAAAGGAACUGAAUCAGCUUGCCAGUGUUGUUGCACUGGAAAGAAAGAUUGUACCAUGCCCUUUCUGAUUCCUGGUGUUGGAGAGAACUCAGGAUAACUGACUGUAGGGGAAAAGAAAUUAGAGAAAUUUGAUUCUCGUUUUGUCUUUGGUCAUUCUUCUUCUGGCUUUGCUCACUCCUAGUAGAAUAUCCCAUUUUUUUAGUAAGAGAGCAGGAUAACUAUCAGGAUGUGCUCUUAAACUGGAAAAAGACAAACCUCAGAUUUCUCUAAGAGAGAAGAGAAUUGGUCUUAUAUCUGAACAGGAGGGUAAUGCAAUUCCUUGUUUGUUUUGGGUGGGUUUUAGUUAAAGUAGAUUAUUCAAAAGACAGUAGAGGGUGACAAGAGGACAUGCUUGUAGCAGGUGAAUUUGUGCAUGCUCCUAUCUAGUCAUCUUUCAUUUAUUAAACAAACUGGACAGCCUAAAUAACAAGCUUGCUCCAAAACUGAGGUCUUUUCCUUCAUGCUUCCUACCAUCUGCGGUACUCAUUUUCUGCGUGUUAUUUUUGUUGGCAUUAUACAGAAGUAGCCAGGCCUUGCUCAACUAGAUCAAAAAUACACCUUUCAUGUAGUUUCAAUCAAGUCACAUCUGUAUUUUUAUGACUAAUCGUGUUGUUCAGAUAGAGGCCUAGAAUUGAAUGUUAUUACGUAUUAUGCUCUGCAGUUUUAUAACUGACAUAAUUGAAAGCAUUUUUCUGUUGAUACUCAUAAAUUGGCAUCAAGUUAGAAUUUUGACCAUGCAAAAAUCCCAAAGAAUCAUUUUUAUUGUGUUUUUUAAAUCAUAUACAAAGUAUGACGGUUUAAUUUGUACAAUUUAAGCAUAGUAAAGACAACUCACUAGUUCUUAGGUUACCUAUUGCAAUUAAAUAUUGAUAAAGGAAACAAACACCUUCCACUAUCCUCCAAAUCUGUGUCUUUUCCCUCUGUUGUCAUCACCUGCAUAGCUUUCAUAGGAGACCAGUGAAAGGGGCAAUGCCUUUAUAGUUGCUUGAAAAAAAGAAAAAAAAAGCAACAGGUGAUUUUUAUCUUCUGCCCUGGUUAUCUCAUUGUGGUUCUGAUGAGCUAGGUAAGUCUCAAACAGUUAAUAAGUUUACAGGUCACUUCACAGAGUCAAUGCCCUGGCAUUUUAUGGCCUUCUAAUGAGCCGUUAAACUGGAGAAGAGGUAAUUAAAUGUGGUACUCUGGUACAAUGUACACAGUACUGACUCCAGCUCUCUGAUUUUAGGUUCCUCAGAAGACGAUGAGGUCAUUCAAGAAGGUCUCCUCAGGCUCAGCAGGGGCGAGUAAAGGUGGAGACGAGCCUGGGAAGUUGCCGGAGCAGGAAGAAGAGGAGGAAUCCCAGGUUUUGCACGGAACCGGCCAUUGCAAAUGGUUCAAUGUGAGAAUGGGAUUCGGGUUCAUCUCCAUGAGCAACCGAGAGGGAAGCCCCUUGGAGUCUCCAGUUGAUGUCUUUGUACACCAAAGCAAGCUUUACAUGGAAGGAUUUAGAAGCCUAAAAGAAGGAGAACCAGUGGAAUUUACUUUUAAGAAAUCUUCCAAAGGCCUUGAAUCAAUACGGGUAACAGGCCCUGGUGGGAGCCCCUGUUUAGGAAGUGAAAGACGACCCAAAGGGAAGACAGUACAAAAAAGAAAACCAAAGGGAGAUAGAUGCUACAACUGCGGUGGUCUCGACCACCACGCUAAAGAAUGUAGUCUACCUCCGCAGCCAAAGAAGUGCCAUUACUGUCAGAGCAUCAUGCACAUGGUGGCUAACUGCCCCCACAAAACUGUCUCGCAGCAGCCCGCUAGUUCUCAGGGAAGACACGAAGCUGAACCGCAGCCUUCCACUUCUGCUUUCCUGAGGGAAGGGGGAGGAACACACGGCUACUCGUCUCCAUCGUACUCUCAGGAGGGCAGGUCGGAGAUCUCGGAGCGCUCGGGCAGGUCACCGCAGGAAGCUUCGUCAAGUAAGUUGUCUGCAUCGCCCGAAGAACCGAGCAGAAAGGGGCCUUCUGUUCAGAAGAGGAAAAAGACUUAAAUCAUUUGUCAUAACUUUCCAUUUUCUUUAUCCUCUUGGGAUGUCUACCUCAUGCAAGUACAGGGGAAAUAAUUUCAUUAUCAGUAGCUGACCUGGAAUUUUAACUACUGUUGAGGAACUGUGAAUUUUUUUUUCUUUAACAGACAAAUCACUCCAAGCAAGAUACAUUUGAGCAGGGUGCAUUACGUUUUACCUUGUGUAUGUGUGUGUAUGAGUGUGCACGCGCGUGUGUGUAUGUGUACAUAUCUAUAAAUAUAUAUUUUUUCUAUCAGACCACUCUCCAGCUCCCACAAGACAUGACUGUGAAGCGGUAGGCGCAGUAUCCACAAAUGUUCCUGAACUCAUUCCUAGAACCUGUUUCCAAACGUGUUUGAAAAACAAACAAGAAAACCCAAAAAAAUCUUACUCAGAAACAAACCAAACCUGAUAAACCACACACAGAACUGAGAUCAAGACUGUUUCUUCUCUUGUGAACCAAAGGAUACUUUCAUAUUUUAAAGCUGCCAUAUGGUACUAAAGAUACUAAGACAUCCCCCAUAACAUCAAUUUGAGUUAUUUUCUUUCUCAUCUCCAAACUAGCAAAAGCCCUCCCCUCCCCGUGCCGGUGCAGGGCAGUGUCAUGACUUAACACAGCUCUCAUUGCCACCAUCCUUUGUUGUUGAGGAGUUUAAAGCUCCAAAAAAGACAAUGAAUGUGUAGUUUCUGUGCUGGUUUCUCAAAAUGUUUUGUUAAAUUAAUAUGGUUGAAACUGUAAUUUACAUGACUCUUGUGUAGGGGAGAAUGUAUAAGUUGUUACAGAACAGACCCUUUUGAGUGGUAUCAGGAUACCAUCCUGUUUAACCCUUUGUAUUCUGUGAACGUUCAGGGGACCUUGGUGGUAGUAUUAGCAGCAGCAGCAGCAACUUCUCUUGGUCCCAAGUAAUGUCCCUCAAUUUGAAGGGACCUCCUCCUUGUUUUCUUUUGAAAUGCCGUGGAAAGAACUCCCUAGGGAUUUUUGUUGUUCGUGUCUGUUUUGGUUUUAAAGAAAACAAAAUGCAAAGCUAAUGAGAUCCUGGGAUAAAUAAAUAGUUUAAGAAUAAAGGUAGAUAGGUACUUACGGUUGCUCAGCCAGCCUCCCUUGCUGAUGAUACAGCAUGUGUACAGUCAAGAAGGACAGGUGUCUGCUGCAGACAAGCCUGAGUGAAGGGACCUGCAAAUUUGUCAGAAGCCCUGGCCAUCAUCUGCUUCUUGUGAACUGGAGACUGUUGCUGACCAGCCUUGGUCCAGAGCGCGCUGGGACCACACACUUCUGCAUUAAAGAGGAGAAAGAUUGGUGGCCUCAGAGUGAGACUCCCUGGGCUGCAGCCCUUGCUCGGGGUUAAUAGAGUUGGAGCCUAUCAAAACUUCAAGUCGCUUUCCAUUUGUAACUUCUGAAUUACCAAGUCAUACGUAAGAUAACAUACUUUGACAAAUCCCAUUGCGGAUGUAAGUUAAUUAGAGAAACCUGUAUAAUCCUUAACAUUGGCAAUAAACACAGGCUGUUAACGCUUGAAAGAGUCGGGUAGGUUUAAGCUCGGAUAAUCAAACUAAAGAAACAGCCUGCAUGAAAGGCUACAGCGAGCCAAAGUCCUACCCGUGGUAACUCUUUUGCAGCCGAUGAUAGUUACAACAGGUAUGCAGCUGGCUCAUUACGUGGCCUUCCCUUCCCACUUGUCCUGCCAGAUGAGACUUUUACUGUUGCUGCUGCUGCUGCUUCAGUAAACAGCUAGUAAUCAAACACCUCAGUGAAGGGCACAAUUUCAAGAAAAUUAUUUUACGUGAAUUCCUUGCCAGCGUUUGCAACGACUCUCGAUGGUUUAUACUGAAGUUCUCAGUGUGCUAAUGCAAAGCUUACCUUUGACGAUAUUGAAUGUGAUAUAUCUAUAGAGAAGAACUUCCUUGCCUUACGUAAGGAUAGUAAACUUAUUUAAAUUAUGUAGACAAAUCAAAGUGGCAUUGCUUAACCUUCUAGCCGGUGUAAAAACCAGGUUAAACAGCAAAGAUGCAAAACUUAGGUCACUUUGAAAAUUUAAACCAAAGUUCCUUAUAGAAAUAGGCAAUUGUGGAUUUGAAAACUGGUCAUUCCCUGUUUAUAUGUAAGAAGUUCAGAGCUGAGAUAAGGAAAUAUUUUCAACAUGCAGAUUUUUAUUGGUGCUGUUUGAAAUCACUGUGCGCACCAAAGUCAGACUGAACUGCUAAGAGCACAUACCAAACCCUAUCUUAUUGUUGAAAGCUUAAGGUUUUAUUUUUAUAUAUUAGAAUGUUAUCACUAUUACAUAACAUACUCAGGACAAAGAACUUUGCUCAGGGAAUAUACCAUGUAAUGUUGUUUUUUCUUUACAGAGUAGUCUACAGACCUGCUUACUCAGAACAAACCAAAUAGUCUUAGACCUUUUUAUCUCUAUAUAAGUAUUAUGUACUGAUAAUAGUAACUACCUCUGAGUUGACAUAGACCUACAUUUCUGAUAAUCAGAUCUCAGCAUUUUGUAUUAUAAGUUCCUGUGAAAUGAUAAAGUGGUAUUCUGUACUGGUUGCUUAUGUGAGCAUUUGUGUCUUUACGUUCACAGGGUCUGAGUUUUUAGAGAUGCUGGGCAACCACAGCUCCCACUGACUUCCAGUUGGAGUUACUGGUGCUUAGCUUUUCUAGGAGGGGAGGGAUGGGGACGGGGGGUGGCGGGGGAAGAAUAAAAACACAAAAGCAUCAAGCCCACUUUGUUUACAUAGGUGACAAUAAAAUUAUUAUUCUGUUUACAGCAAAAGGCUACCUCAUAUUUACUGCAUAAACACACCUUUGUGCUGCUCUAGCCUUAAAGGUGGCUGUUGAUCUAUGGUACAUACUUUUUAUCUGUACUAAAUAUGUAACUGAUAGUUCACCACUGCAUACAUGAUGGCAAAUACUUGUUUAAGAUGAAGCAUCCACUUGAAAUUAUGAGACGUUUCCAAACAUUUCUCUGAAAGUUUUUAUUUUUCUGUCUAAAGGAUUAUGGGCACUGUUGACGAAAAUUAAUACAUCUCCAGAAGAGACAAAAAUGUACAUGCCUAAGUUAAAAAUUCAGCAGCACAAGCUGCGGCAGGUAACUACUUAGCACUGGGCUGCAGUAGAAAAAAAAAAAAUCUAGUUAUACUCCUUCAAUAGGCUGCUCCAAAUAAGCAAAGAACCUUUUAAAGGAGGAGGCACAGACUGAGUUUGGGAUUAUUCCUCCAUGUCUAAGGACAAAAUUAAUAUUCUGCAGCAUUGGCUCAGGCUAGAUUUCCCCUAUUCACCAGCCUGUCCUUGCCAGAAUGCUUCACAAUAGAAUUCGUUUGAGUAGAAAUAGUUCAAAUAUCUGCUCAGAGAAACGUAUUUUUCUCCUAAUAAUAGUGGAAAUAAGGUUAAACCUGGAACAAGGAUAUCUGUCUCUUCCAUUCCCCCACCCCAAAAUACUCAAUUUGAUUUAAUCAUAAGGGACCUUGUGAAGUAUUUUUUUACUCUCCCCCGAGGAGACGUCAUGGUAUUUAUUUACAAGCUACAAAAGUUAGGCCAUGAGGAAGACUUGUAUUUGGAGGAAGAGCCAAAUAACUUUUUGCUGCAGUUGAUGGUAAAUCUGGCAUUGGAAUACCAUCUGCAAUAUUUUGCUUUUAGCCAGCUUUCAGGGAGUGCCAAACACCACAUUUGGAUCCUACCUCUUCCCUUUGCAGGCUACCUUUUUCAGCCCAGUUUUACUCUGCACCAGUGUUACCCUGGAGUUCCUGCUUAGUCAUACUUAGUUUUGUGAAUAGAGCCCCAUAAAAAGUGUUUAUAGAUCUUGUAACAUUCUUUGUAAGAGGAAUUAUAAAAGAACAUGGGAAAUCUCAUCGAGUCUUAAAUUUAAUUUAAUUAAUUUAUCUGUAAGAAAUUUUUAUCAUAAAAAAAAAUAUAUAUGUAUUCCCCUGUGCUAGAUAUAAAAGUAAUUGGGAAGAUAUGUACAUGUGCAGAUGCACUGAUUUUAAUUUUCUAGAAGUCUUAAUGAGAUUUGAGUAUUGUUUUAGAAACAAGCAGAGCCUUGUUAAAUGCAUCGAUCUUAUUUUGCUUAGUAUAUCAACAGCCUCUUCUUUAAGAUCCGUUGAUUGUGUUACCCCUGUUACAACUGUUGACUGAUAACAAGAGGUUGAUCUAUGAACACAUGCUUUUUUUUUUUUUUUUUUUUUUAAUACUAAACCGGUGCUGUACAUUAGCAGCUUCGGCAGUGUUUUUAUGAGAAUGUUGAAAAGUACCAAGGUAUUUGCUACCAUUGUCACUGAACCAAACGUAAGAGCAACCAUCUUUACAAAGGAUAAUGGUUUUGACUACCUCUUGGAUUACUAAGUUAAGCAACAACUGGCUGACAAACAUCACCAGACUGGCUUAAACUAGUAUGUGUUGCUUGUGGUAAUAAUAACAAUAACCAUACUAGAGACCAAAGUGAACACUGAUUUCUAUAUGUCUUUAAUACUGUGUCUUAUCUAGUGUUUUUAAAUUAUCUUCUGUAGUAUAGAUUACCUCAUUGUCCAUUUUGACUUGUAUGUUGUUUACAAGGUGAAAUAAAAGAAAAAUCACUUGAAUUUUAUGUUUUAAGAAAAAGACAGUGAGUUGAAGUUUUGAAGGUCAUUUCACCUGUUUACUGUCUUGAGGGACUAAAGCACUGAUUGCCUUUCUACAUAUCAUGUAUUUUAUAUUCUCAUUUCAUGCCUAAUGUCUUUUUUCCUGUCAGUCAUGGAUAUUGUGAGGUUUAAAAGAAUUACUUGAUUAAAAAUAAAACAUAUAACGUUGGCAUUUA
Molecule: messenger RNA, 13255 nt
Organism: Aquila chrysaetos chrysaetos
Lineage: Eukaryota; Metazoa; Chordata; Aves; Accipitriformes; Accipitridae
Gene: LIN28B
Product: lin-28 homolog B
Exons: 4
Coding region: 7686-8462 (258 amino acids)
Molecular function (GO): nucleic acid binding; zinc ion binding
Source: RefSeq, a predicted model, not a curated record